AUGGGAAGUAGAAGAAAGAAGAAUGAUGAUUUCUUGAUUGAUGAUGAGGGAGACUCAUCUGAACAUGUACAUAAACAGAAUGAUAUGUACAUUUGGGAGGGUAACUUCAAAAAGACAUGGGAUGAUCUGGAGGAGGAUGAGGCUGGUCUAAGGCCAUCAGUUCAGAAGGAGCGUACGAUGAGGACAAGACGUCAGAGAAUAGAUGCACAGCGUGUUCGUCGUGGAAUGCAACGUCAUGUCUGCUUGGUGGUCGAUCUCUCAAAGACAUUGGCAUCACAAGACAUGAAACCAUCGCGUCAUCAAUGUCUGCUCAAUGCCACCGAAUCUUUCAUCAAGGAGUUCUUUGAUCAGAAUCCAAUCUCACAAGUGUCACUCAUCAUCACCAAGAACUCAAAGGCUGAGAAGGUCAGCGAGAUGAAUGGCAACCCAUCACGGCACAUCCUAGCACUCAAGAACUCGGCCGCCAUGGAAGGCGAUCCAUCCAUUCAAAACUCAAUGGAUGUUGCAAUAUCAACAUUGUCACAUGUACCAAAGUAUGGAAGUAGAGAGAUCAUUGUUAUAUACUCAAGUCUGACGUCUUGUGAUCCAGGAGACUUGUCAAAGACGAUAGAGAUACUGAGGAAGGAGUCGAUAAGGGUGUCAUUCAUUCACAUGGCCGCCGAACUCUUCAUUUGUAGACAUAUAUCCGAAUCGACACAUGGCACGAUGAAGGUGGCGCUGAACGAGGAGCACUUCAACGAGUGUCUGAUGCUGCAUUGCCAGCCUCCGCCAACGUUUGGCAAGACCGAGGCGGCGCUGGUCGAGAUGGGCUUCCCACAGCAACACACGUCCACCACGCCGCAGCUGUGCGUGUGUCACGAGCAGUUCAAGUACAUCAGCUACACGUGUCCGCGAUGCUCCAGUAAGUUCUGCGAGCUUCCCACCGACUGCCAGAUAUGCAGUCUGUCGCUGGUGUCGUCGCCGCAUCUGGCGCGUUCAUACCAUCACCUCUUCCAGGUGCCAUUCUUUGUCGAGAUCAACUGGCGCGAUAUGGUCAAUGAGAUAUCGUGCUUUAGCUGUCUCACCAUUCCCAGGACAUCGACAUCACUCUUUUACAAAUGUCCACGUUGCAAGCAAUUGUACUGUUUCGAUUGUGAUCAAUUCAUACACGAGUCGCUACACAACUGUCCAGGCUGUGAGAACAACAUCAAGGCAAGCUCAGACGACUCUGAUGCAUCAACAUCAUUGGAUCAGCAUCAUCAGAAUGGCAAUGGCAAUGGCAGUGUCAAUGGCAGUGUCAAUGCUAACAAUGGCAAUGCUCCAAUGGAUGUUGAUUCAAAUCACUGA
Messenger RNA from Acytostelium subglobosum LB1, 1326 nucleotides. RefSeq lists its product as hypothetical. The transcript has 2 exons. Lineage: Eukaryota; Evosea; Eumycetozoa; Acytosteliales; Acytosteliaceae. The record is from RefSeq and is a predicted model, not a curated record. Gene Ontology annotation, cellular component: transcription factor TFIIH core complex; transcription factor TFIIH holo complex. Gene Ontology annotation, biological process: DNA-templated transcription; nucleotide-excision repair; regulation of transcription by RNA polymerase II. The coding region runs from base 1 to 1326 and encodes 441 amino acids. Gene Ontology annotation, molecular function: zinc ion binding.